AGUCAGACCGCAUCAUCUCUUCACUUCACAACGAAGAGGCAUUAAUUUCAGAGAAAUGGGGUUUGUGAGGAACGAUGAGAUCCACCGCCAGGAGCUGGAGGACUUCCGCCGCAUGUUGCUUGCAAGCGCCGGCGCCUACAAGGUCAACGCUCAUGAGCAUCGCGGAGAAGAAGGAACCAGAGCCGGCAAAGCCAAAAUUGGAACCACACAAGACGAUGAAGAAGAGAAGCUGGUCUGUGUCACCAGCGGUGUUUCCUUCCUGGGCCUCGCCCUCGUCAACAAGCUCCUGUCUCGUGGGUACUCUGUUCGAGUCAUCGUCGACAGCGAAGGAGAUGUGGAGAAAGUGGAGGAGAUGAGAAGAAACAACAGUAACAUCUGGCCGGUAACGGCGAAGCUAAGCGAAGUUGAAAGCUUAGAGGCGGCAAUGGAGGGGUGUCGUGGCGUAUUCCACACCUCUGGAUUCGUUGACCCUGCUGGUCUUACGGGCUACUCUAAAGCCAUGGCUGGAAUAGAGGUGAAGGCGAGUGAGAAUGUGAUGGAGGCUUGUGCAAGGACACCCUCGGUUAAAGGCUGUGUGCUCACUUCAUCGCUUUUGGCCUGCGUCUGGCAAGGUGGCUCCAAUGCUGACCCCUCGCCCAUCGUGGAUCAUGACUCCUGGAGUGAUGAGGCUUUCUGCCUUGAUAGAAAGCUGUGGUAUGCAUGGGGCAAACUGAAGGCAGAGAAAGCUGCAUGGAGAGUAGCUGAGGAGAAGGGAUUAAGGCUGAGCACUAUCUGCCCUGCUCUAGUCACUGGUCCUGAAUUUUACCGAAGAAAUCCAACGGCAACAUUAGCCUAUCUCAAAGGGGCAUACGAGAUGUAUGGAAGUGGCCUUUUGGCAACUGUUGAUGUAACAAGAUUAGCCGAGGCACAUGUAGUUGUGUUUGAGGCAAUGAGCAAGGCCUCGUUUGGAAGAUACAUUUGCUUUGACAGUGUCGUUGGGGGAGAAGCUGAGGCAGAAAAUCUAGCAUCAGAAACAGGGAUGCCAUUAAACCGGAUAACCGGAGACGGGUCCUCGAGUUUUUCGACUAGGUUUGAGUUGUCAGAUGGGAGGCUCUCUGGUCUAAUGUCAAGAACAAGCUGUUAUAGUGAAAGCCAGGAAUGAAAGUUCAGUCAGGGUCUCAAAGAGAGAACUGAAGAAAGAGAAUAUUGUAGUGUAGCAUACUGUCAAGAGAAGAUUGUUUCCCCCUCCCCCAAAUCAAACUGUAGAAAUGAAGCCGUCUCUUUCUUUUUUCCCAAGCUUUUUCACUGUUGAGAAGCCAUGAAUUCAACAUGUACACAUAGCUGAUUGAAUUCCAAGUAAUGUUGUACCAACCAACUCCUUGCCCAUACCACAGCAUCUGUUUCAUAGGUGGAUAGUGGGUAGAAAUAUUCUUUUUUUCACUUGUCAAUGCAAUGUGCAUCAGAUUCAAAACAUCAAUAAAGUGUAGAACACCAAUUUCUAGUCCA
Messenger RNA from Vitis riparia (riverbank grape), 1485 nucleotides. RefSeq names its product cinnamoyl-CoA reductase-like SNL6. Gene Ontology annotation, molecular function: 3-beta-hydroxy-Delta5-steroid dehydrogenase (NAD+) activity. Bases 56 to 1141 code for a protein of 361 amino acids. Gene Ontology annotation, biological process: steroid biosynthetic process. Lineage: Eukaryota; Viridiplantae; Streptophyta; Magnoliopsida; Vitales; Vitaceae. The record is from RefSeq and is a predicted model, not a curated record. The transcript is spliced from 5 exons.